AUGACACUCAAAUUGCUUAUGAAUUCGACAUGGGGAUAUUCCAUUAAGAAACCUCAAGAGAUGAAGAGUAAACAUUAUAAGAAGGUCGACAACUUUGUUGAAAGGUUUUCUCCUUUUGUUUUGAAGUACGAAUUCACUCAAGGUCAAAGUGGCUUAGUAACCACAUUAAAACCUAUUGUCGAACAUUGGUCUUACCCUCAGUUCGCAAAGGCAGUCCUUGACAACUACAACAAAUUCUUCUCCGAAGUCAAAUCCAAAGUGAAGGUUUACUAUGAGAACAUUGACGCACUCAUGACGAACGAAGAAGGCUAUAACAAACUCAUUGAAAUGGGUAUGGUCGGUGAAAAGAUGGGUCGAUUCAAAUUGGACAAAAUUUUCACCGAAAUUCAUGUCCUCUCCAAGCGUAAGUACUGGGGCAUACUUGAAGACGGCCCAGAAAUAAAACAUUGCAUGAAAUAA
Messenger RNA from Trichomonas vaginalis G3, 459 nucleotides. Its product is annotated as DNA/RNA polymerases family. NCBI's taxonomy places the organism in Eukaryota, Parabasalia, Trichomonadida, Trichomonadidae. The transcript has a single exon. Bases 1 to 459 code for a protein of 152 amino acids. The record is from RefSeq and is a predicted model, not a curated record.